CGCCACCAGGGAAGCCCCGAGAAGACUGUUUUACAGCAUCAGUGUUUAUCCUCACAUGGACCAUCUGUCACCUGCUGCAGGGCAAAACCUACUGAGAACAACAGGCGGCUAUUCUGUGAAAGGCUGUCUCCAUGUGGUGUCAGUGGCUCCUGGAAACUGCAGAAUUAGUUGGUCCUCAAAUAAUACGAUCUCACAGAAGGAGAGAAAACCAUCUCUUCUUCAGCAGCCUUAUCCAUCCCUGAGAAGGAUUCGAAUUGGCCUUGUUGAGGAGGAUGUGCAUGAGGAUAUGUUAUGUGCACUUUUGUUGCCAACCAACACCACAGCUGCAGAACUAUUCAAGUCCUUGAAUGAUUACAUAUCAGGAAAACUGAACUGGUCAUUUUCUGUCAGUAUAUGCACAGACAGAGUGGCUGCCAUGACUGGACGGCUUUCUGGUUUCACUACUCGGGUCAAAGAGGUCGCUUCUGAACGUGAGUCUACACACUGUGUCAUCCAUAGAGAAAUGCUGGCUAGCCGAAAAAUGUCACCUGAACUUAACAACGUUUUGCAGGUUGUGAUUAAAAUUGUCAACCACAUUAAAGUACAUGCCCUUAACUCACGUCUGUUCGCGCAGCUCUGUGAGGAGAUGGACACAAAGCACACACGUCUUCUCUUAUACAUAGAAGUGAGAUGGCUUUCUAAAGGUAGAUCACUGGUCAAAGUUUUUGAGUUACGUGAGCUGCUCCAGAGAUUUCUUUUAGAGAAACAGUCACCACUGGCAGCACAUUCCAGUGACACAGAAUGCGUCACAAAACUUGCUUACUUGUGUGACAUAUUCAACCUGCUCAGCAAACUCAGUCUGUCAUCACUUCGGGGGAGAAUGGUAGCUGUGUUCAAGUUGGCACAUAAAGUGGCUUCAUUCAAAGCCAAACUGGAAUUAUGGGGGCAACAAGUGAACAUUGGGACUUUUGUCAUGUUUCAAGCAUUAGCAGAGAUUUUGAAAGAGACUGAGCCAGGGCCUACUUUCUCCCUGCUGGUGCAUGUUCACCAAUCUCAGCUUUCAAAAGAGUUUGAGCAUUACUUCCCAACCACAAAAGACCCCCGAACUGGGAAGGAAUGGAUCCACAACCCAUUUGUGAAUAAACCAGUUGAAUCAACUUUAUCCGUGCUAGAAGAGGAUCAACUGCUUGAGAUCGCAAAUGACGGUGGCCUUAAAAGUUUGUUUGAGGGCUUCCCUGGUGGCGCAGUGGUUGAGAGUCCGCUUGCCGAUGCUAGGGGACGUGGGUUCGUGCCCCGGUCCAGGAAGAUCCCACAUGCCGUGGGGCGGCUGGGCCCGUGAGCCAUGGCUGCUGAGCCUGCGCGUCUGGAGCCUGUGCUCCGCAACUGGAGAGGCCACAACAGUGAGAGGCCCGCGUACAGAAAAAAAAAAAAAAAAAAAAAAAAUUU
Messenger RNA from Globicephala melas (long-finned pilot whale), 1425 nucleotides. RefSeq names its product SCAN domain-containing protein 3-like. The record is from RefSeq and is a predicted model, not a curated record. Lineage: Eukaryota; Metazoa; Chordata; Mammalia; Artiodactyla; Delphinidae.